This is a messenger RNA of Megalobrama amblycephala (Wuchang bream), 1725 nucleotides long. RefSeq names its product apolipoprotein O, b (gene apoob). Gene Ontology annotation, cellular component: MICOS complex. Gene Ontology annotation, biological process: cristae formation. NCBI's taxonomy places the organism in Eukaryota, Metazoa, Chordata, Actinopteri, Cypriniformes, Xenocyprididae. The coding region runs from base 248 to 907 and encodes 219 amino acids. The transcript has 9 exons. The record is from RefSeq and is a predicted model, not a curated record.
UUGGGCUUCUUUUACACUGUUGCCGCGGUUGUUUUUUAAGUGCACGGGUUGAAGCCCGUAUAUUAAUAAUAUUAUAAUUAUAAUAUAUUAUAUAAUUAUAAUAUAUUAAUAAUAUUAAAAUUAAUAUUUUAAUAUUAUUAAAAUAAUAAUAUUAUUUUAAUUAUUUGGCCGUUAUUUAGCAUUUGGGCUGGUUUUGUUGUGCAGACCUGGCAACCCUGCAUAGCAGAGAGGCUGUUCUCAAGAAAUAAUGUCAAAUCUAAGGAAAAUAACCAAGGUGGUGCUGCCCGUGGCAGUGCCUGGAGCCCUUGGCCUGAUGUCUGCCACUGUUUUUGCUGCAAGCGAGGCCAAAGAAAAUAACACCACCCUGAUGACUGAUGAGCUUUCACUCUAUAACAUGCCUGAGUCCCAGCUGAGGUACGAGGAGCCCGAGGUUGGUCAUGUUCAGCAGGGUGUGGCGUCUGUGAGAAAGACGGUGGAACCUUAUAUUUCAUGGUGUCAGGAAAAGACACAGUUUACUGUGGAGAAAGUACAGUCUUACUACAAGACUGUUGAGCCUGGUGUGAAUACCACUCAAAAUAUUGUAAAGGAUAUAUAUGCAUUUUUGAAUGACCCUCCAUCUGAGUUCUACCCCAGUGUGGGUGUUAUAGGGUUUUCUGGAAUUCUUGGACUUUAUUUUGCAAAAGGCAGCAUAGUCAAGAGACUGAUAUUCCCCACUGGGCUCAUGGCUCUCAGCGCCUCCAUGUUCUACCCACAACAUGCCGUCUCCGUUGCCAGGACCACAAAAGACUACAUAUUUUCCUUGAGUUCAGAAGGGCGAGUUGUUUUGGAAGAGCUGCUGAGAGGGAAGUCACCAUCCAAGGACAAAGUUGAGAAGACACAGAAAACAGAAAGCCAAAAAUCAAGUUGAGACAAAGCAGUAAGUUUUAUGAGAAGUUCCUGCUUUGCACCUGGAUUGUGUUCUCUUAUCAACACACCGAUCAGUUUAGUGGUAUUUGCUAUAUUAUUGCAUUGAAUGUUUACUGAAACUGUAUUUUUGACUUUUCUGUGCACUAUAUAAAUUUACUUUAUAAAUGUACACUGCGGUAGCAACCAUUUGGACCAACCUGAAAAAGAAAAUGACCUGCACUGUGAAAUUUCCAGACAUUUUUCAGCAACUCAGUGACGUUUAAGUCUUACUGACGGGUCCAAUUGUAUUUCCAGAGUAUUCUACACCAGUAUUGGCAUUGCAUUCUCUAGAGAGCUUUCCAGUGUAGUUAAACAAAGAUCAAAUUUCAAACUUGCAUAUGAUCAUCACACUUACCAUUUCACAAACCACAUUGAUAAGAGUCUGUCCCAUGCAACAUGAACUUUGCUUAGUCUGGACCUAAACAAAAGGAACAUUCUGCAAAGUACAGCACCAUCAAGGAUACAAUCCAUUCUCUGUUCAUUUACAGCACAGUGCAGUAAGUAGUCUGCUUUUACCAUUAUGACUUCCACAUUUGUACUACAAGAAAAUCCUGAAGGUGGUAUCUUAUGCAUAUAAUGAAAUACAAAUACUUUUUAGAUAUUUUUUAUUUUAUUUUCAAUGCAUUCAAUUAAUAAAUGACUAUUGAAAAGCUAAUCUGACAUGCAAACUACAAAAUAAGUACUACUAUAAUUUAAUCUCAAGAGUAAACUGCUGUAUGUUAACAUGAUUAAGAGUGUCUAAAAUAUUUAAAAGUAAUUAAAGUCUUUUUUUUAAACUGA